UCAAUCUUCUAUUGCAGUUAAUGGGAAGGGUAGACGGGCUUGAUGAUCCGCUGAUCAUCACCGAAGAGAAACUGAUUCAAUUCUCGUGGCUCAGACCAACUCGACGGACGUUCUUAGUUGUCCGUCCUUGGGAUCAUCAUCUCCUCGAGCUGCCUGACUUCGCAGACUCGGACGAUGCAGAAUGCUUGGGAGGCUGGUCUGAGCUCGAGUCCUUUGACGGCUCGCCUGGAGAAGAGGAGUUGACCGAUUCGGAAUCUUACUCACAGGCAUUGCGAUUGAUCGCUUGCCUCGGACAGCUGUUUGGCGCAUCUUUGCUAACCCGGCAGCGCAGUGGGGUAUACAAGAGGAUCGCAUCGGAUCACGAUAUCAUUGCACAAAUCAAAGAUAUGACAUCUGUGCACGGCAUGACGGACAUUAGGACGCUAUAAAUAUUGUAAUUGUGUAUGUCUUUUUUUGAACAUCAGAUAAAGUCUCCAGCUUCAUGUUACGUUGUCUACUUAUGACUUGAUGGGGAAGCCGAUUUUCCAGUUGAACGUUGAACUCCCACUUUUGAUCAAGC
Molecule: messenger RNA, 559 nt
Organism: Suillus plorans
Lineage: Eukaryota; Fungi; Basidiomycota; Agaricomycetes; Boletales; Suillaceae
Exons: 2
Coding region: 21-428 (135 amino acids)
Source: RefSeq, a predicted model, not a curated record